UAUAAAUAAGGCAGUGAGGCAGCGCGCGGGCAGACGGUCAAUCGCUUGCGUCCUGUCGGCGACGAUCACAGAGCGCGCGCGUGACACUAAAACUCGUUAAACUCGGGAUAACGCAGCGACAGGGAUAACUCCACUCCCACAUUGCUGGACAUCUAUCUACUCUAACCUUUCUUUUAUUCUUUUGCUGUCCUUUUUCUUCUUUAAGGACGACAGAAGAUCGUUUGCAUUUUUACGCAUUUUCGUGGAUAUUUUACACAAAAAGAUGCCUGCUGAUAUGAUGGAAAAGAACUCGUCUUCCCCGGUGGCUGCGACCCCGGCGAGCAUGAACACCGUCCCGGACAAACCCAAGACAGCCUCGGAGCACAGAAAGUCAUCGAAACCUAUUAUGGAGAAAAGAAGACGAGCCAGGAUCAACGAAAGCUUGGGUCAACUCAAAACGCUCAUCCUGGACGCUCUGAAAAAAGACAGCUCCAGACACUCCAAGCUGGAGAAGGCUGAUAUCCUGGAGAUGACCGUGAAGCACCUCAGGAACAUGCAGCGCGCGCAGAUGACCGCUGCUCUGAACGCGGACCCCACCGUGCUCGGCAAGUACCGCGCGGGCUUUAGCGAGUGCAUGAACGAGGUGACGCGUUUUCUGUCCACGUGCGAGGGCGUAAACGCCGAGGUGCGCACGCGACUGCUCGGCCACCUCGCUAACUGCAUGACCCAGCUGAACGCAAUGAAUUACACGGCGCAGGCGCACGCCGGACCCGCGCCGCCUCCUCCUCCGACCUUCGGCCAGCCCGUGGUGCAGAUCCCUGGAGCGACGCACGUCCCCGUGCCAGUAUCGGUGCCGGGGUGUAAAAGCGCGCCUCCAUCCGGCGCGUCGCCGUCCGACGCUGCCAAGGUGUACGGCGGCUUCCAGCUCGUCCCGGCCACAGACGGACAGUUUGCCUUUUUGAUUCCCAGCGGCGCGUUCACACCCGGCGGCCCCGUGAUCCCGGUGUACGCGAGCGGUGCAGCCACGCCCCUCCCAGCAGCCGCAGCGUCCCCGCGCGAGGCGUCGCUCACUUCAGACUCCGUCUGGAGGCCUUGGUAGAAAAACAAAAAAAACAAGCAAACAAACAAAAAGAC
Tachysurus fulvidraco (yellow catfish) is the source of this 1113-nucleotide messenger RNA. It is a transcript of the gene hes1, whose product is annotated as hairy-related 6. Gene Ontology annotation, molecular function: RNA polymerase II cis-regulatory region sequence-specific DNA binding; DNA-binding transcription factor activity, RNA polymerase II-specific; protein dimerization activity. Gene Ontology annotation, biological process: negative regulation of neuron differentiation; regulation of transcription by RNA polymerase II; Notch signaling pathway. The record is from RefSeq and is a predicted model, not a curated record. NCBI's taxonomy places the organism in Eukaryota, Metazoa, Chordata, Actinopteri, Siluriformes, Bagridae. Gene Ontology annotation, cellular component: nucleus. The transcript has 4 exons. The coding region runs from base 263 to 1078 and encodes 271 amino acids.